Molecule: messenger RNA, 956 nt
Organism: Scleropages formosus (Asian bonytongue)
Lineage: Eukaryota; Metazoa; Chordata; Actinopteri; Osteoglossiformes; Osteoglossidae
Product: proheparin-binding EGF-like growth factor
Exons: 5
Coding region: 239-940 (233 amino acids)
Biological process (GO): epidermal growth factor receptor signaling pathway; positive regulation of cell population proliferation
Molecular function (GO): growth factor activity; epidermal growth factor receptor binding
Source: RefSeq, a predicted model, not a curated record
GGGGCUUCGGCGCUUUUUUGCGCGAUCCCCCCUGUCGGCUGGCUGUACGAGCGCGACACGGCGGCCGGAGCGCCUGUCCCGGUGAAACACGCUCCUGUGGCCAAUAACGUUGUAAGAACGUUAUAAUAAGGGCCCACCGUCCGCGCCUUAACGCAGGGAUUUAUCAUCCUUUUUUUUUUUUAUUUUUUAACUAAAUAUUUUUAUUGUAAGCUUUUUGCUGGCCUUGAAGUUUGAAGAGAUGCACGUCUUUAGAAUAAUUCUGCUGGUCUUCCAGGCUUUGGUUGUGUCCAGAUUGGCUUGUGGCGCCUCCAUCGACAGGUACGAGAGCGCCAAGCCUGGUCAGACCACUGUGAUUGACUUGCGGCGAUCCCAGAGCGAGAGUGUAGCAGAGGGCAUCACAGAGUACGUACACUAUGAUGAAGAGGAUGACUACUAUGGCAAUGAGGAUGAAGAACAGGAGUAUGAAGAUUAUGCCUCCGGUGUUGACGAAGUUUAUCUACCCAAAGUGGCUCAUUCCAGCAAACCCAAAGACCCGACUGCGAUACUGGAAGCAGCGAGGAACAAUGUGACAAAAAGCAGGGGGCUGGGCAGGAAGAGGAGCAAAGGAAAAGGCAAGGGCAAGAAGAGGGACCCUUGUCUUAGGAAGUACAAGUCCUUUUGCAUCCACGGCACCUGCCGCUACCACAAGGAACUGCGUACACCCACUUGUGUGUGCAAUGCAGGAUACAUUGGAGAACGAUGCCACACACUGAGCUUGCCAGUGGGGACAAAUCCAGGAAAUUACGACCGGACAACAGCCCUAGCUGUGAUGGCGGUGGUGCUGUCCUCGCUGUGUCUGACCAUCAUUGCCAUUCUCCUGGCAAUUAGGUACCACAAGAGAGGCGCAUAUGAUGUGGAGAAUGAAGAGAAGGUCAAGCUAGGGACGGUGCCACAGCAUUGAAGAGCAAGAGUCAAUG